AUGGCGGUCGCGCUCAACUGCAUCGGCCAUCGCCCAUCGCCCAUCGGGGCGCCAGCGAUCUUCUGCGAGUUGCGAGAAAAGAUCCAGCAUCCCGCUCAGAGCUCAGUCUGGUCACAGCUCAAACCGGUCGACGUGGGCACGAACCGGAAGGGGCGCCGCGGCAUUAGAGAGCACUCCACCGCCACACCGUUUUUAUGCGGGUAUCUGCUGAUCGUCUCGAACAACGUAGUCGCCGACGUCAUGAAAGAGCUCAAGGACGAGAUUGCGAGCUCCGGCCUGGACCAGUCUGUCCUCAGCGAGCUGCGCAAGGGAUGGGAGGAGCACUUGAACCGACAAGGGCGCCUGCGCGACAUGGCAGUCGACGUCGGCGACAGGCAGCAGCUGGUUCCGUCGCAGUACGUCGCAGACCGGCAGACGGUGGCGCAACUCAGAACAGACCCAAGAGCCAUCCAGCGUGCCGCCACUGCGGCCGAGCGCAUCUCCGACAUACCGCCCAUCGCAAACACCGACAUCUACAAAGGAGGAGGCUUGAGGUAG
Messenger RNA from Emiliania huxleyi CCMP1516, 537 nucleotides. RefSeq lists its product as hypothetical. The record is from RefSeq and is a predicted model, not a curated record. NCBI's taxonomy places the organism in Eukaryota, Haptophyta, Isochrysidales, Noelaerhabdaceae. The coding region runs from base 1 to 537 and encodes 178 amino acids. The transcript has 4 exons.